GGAUUCCGGGUGUUUGCUGGAUGCCUGAAGACCGGAGGGACAGGAGCUGACUACCUUCGGCGGAAGGGCUCCAGCAAGCUUCACGUCAUACAGAUGGACAUCACCAGUCAAAAACAGCUGGAGAAAGCUGCACAGGAGAUCAAGGACUUGCUGCCUGAGGGAGAGGGCGUGUGGGGACUGGUGAACAAUGCCGGUGUGUGUACCCUGGGCCCCGUAGAGUGGGUGUCCAUGGAAGGCUUCAGGAAGGACCCGGAGGUUAAUGUAUUUGGCCUCGUUGCUGCUACCAAAACAUUCCUGCCGCUCGUCCGUCUUGCUAAAGGUCGUGUUGUGAUCAUCUCCAGCGCUGCCGGUCGAGUCAGCAGAAGCUUCAUGGCUCCUUACUGUGUUUCAAAAUUCGCCGUGGAAGGUUUAGCAGACGCUCUGCGGCAGGAAAUGCGUCAGUUUGAUGUUAAGGUGUGUCUCAUCGAGCCUGGAAACUUCGGUGCAGGUACGUAAUGAUGUUCCAAUAUAUCUAUCUAUCUAUCUAUCUAUCUAUAUAUAUAUACAGUGGACCCCCGCAUAA
Molecule: messenger RNA, 562 nt
Organism: Cherax quadricarinatus
Lineage: Eukaryota; Metazoa; Arthropoda; Malacostraca; Decapoda; Parastacidae
Source: RefSeq, a predicted model, not a curated record